Molecule: messenger RNA, 8298 nt
Organism: Myodes glareolus (Bank vole)
Lineage: Eukaryota; Metazoa; Chordata; Mammalia; Rodentia; Cricetidae
Gene: Pag1
Product: phosphoprotein membrane anchor with glycosphingolipid microdomains 1
Biological process (GO): intracellular signal transduction; negative regulation of T cell activation
Cellular component (GO): plasma membrane; membrane raft
Molecular function (GO): SH2 domain binding
Source: RefSeq, a predicted model, not a curated record
GGAACAGUGAAGCAGGAACCUCAGAUGAUGCCGUGAAGACCGCACCUGUUAGGGCAGUAACUGCCAGGCCAAGAAAGGAGAGGGAAUCUCCCAUAACGACGUUUGAACGGAGCACAUUACUAGAACGCAGAAAUACUUUUUUGGACAACUAUUUCUCCAAGGACGAUGAAGCCCUCUAGCCCCAUGUGACCGCCUGUGAAGCGCUGCCUUCAUCCGCUGGCCCCAGCUCCCACCAUGGGUCCUGCAGGAAGCACACUGAGCGGUGGGCCCCUGCAGAUGCAGAUGGUUCUCUGGGGAAGUCUGGCUGCCGUGGCCAUGUUCUUCCUCCUCACCUUCCUCAUCCUUCUGUGCUCCAGUUGUGACAGAGAGAAGAAGCCAAAGCAACACAGCGGGGACCAUGAGAAUCUGAUGAACGUGCCUUCUGACAAGGAGAUGUUCAGCCAUUCAGCGACCAGCCUGACAACAGAUGCACUGGCCAGCAGUGAACAGAACGGGAUGCUCACCAACGGCGACAUUCUUUCAGAAGACAGCACCUUGACCUGCAUGCAGCAUUAUGAGGAAGUCCAGACCUCGGCCUCGGACCUUCUGGAUUCCCAGGACAGCACAGGAAAGCCCAAGAGUCAUCAGAGCCGGGAGCUGCCAAGGAUCCCCCCAGAGAACGCCGUGGACGCCAUGCUCACAGCCAGGGCUGUGGAGGGGGACUCGGGGCCCGGCAUGGAGGGGCCCUACGAGGUGCUCAAGGAUAGCUCCUCCCAGGAGAACAUGGUGGAGGACUGCCUGUAUGAAACUGUGAAGGAGAUCAAGGAGGUGGCCGACAAAGGCCAGACUGGCAAGUCCAAGUCCACAUCUGCCCUGAAGGAGCUUCAGGGCGCCCCCACAGAGGGCAAACCCGACUUUGCUGAAUAUGCCUCUGUGGACAGAAACAAAAAGUGCCGCCAGAGCAUUAACGCAGAGAGCAUCCUGGGAGCGUCCAGUGACCCGGAAGAGGAAGCCCCCCCUCCUGUCCCAGUUAAACUUCUGGAUGAGAAUGCAAACCUUCCAGAGAAGGGAGAGAUGGAGGCAGAAGAACAAGCUCCGGAGGGGACCAGUGGACACAACAAGAGAUUUAGUUCCUUGUCAUACAAGUCUCGGGAAGAAGACCCAAAUCUUACAGAAGAGGAGAUCUCAGCGAUGUAUUCCUCAGUGAAUAAACUCGGACAGUCAGCGCCCAAACCCGGACCGUCUCCGAAAGGGCCAGAGUUGACCUGUCAGUCCCUGCGGGGACCCCCACAGAGGUCAUCCUCUUCCUGUAAUGACCUCUAUGCCACUGUGAAAGACUUCGAGAAAUCUCCCAACAGCCUCUGCACACUUCCCUCAGCAAGGAGGCCCAGUGAGGAACCCGAGCCUGACUAUGAAGCCAUACACACUCUAAACAGAGAGGAAGAAAAGGUCCCUCUGGAGACCAAUGGCCACCUUGUCCCCAAGGAGAAUGAUUACGAGAGCAUUGGGGACUUGCAGCAAUGCCGAGAUGUCACCAGGCUUUAGCAACCCAGAAAGAAGUCUCAAAGAGCCUGUGAUCCGGCUCAUCCGGGACCACUUUGCUGUGGAAUGAUCAUCAGUGUCCUAUCGCUUUAGUUUUUUUAGUUAACCCAAGUCAAGCACAGGGGCACAGCUGUUCCCCAGUUUCUGAAGCAGUAAGGUACGGACCCACCUGUCAGGGCAGGACCCCAUGCUCACAAGGAACCCCAGGUACAUGUGACCUCCACAUCCCACAGAGGAAGGCAGGCUGUGAGGGGAAGCUCCACCAGCCAGUGCUGAAAUUCCAUCUGCCGGGGAUAGCUGCCGCCCGCCCUGUGGAGCCAGGUUUCCUUCCUCACUCUGCUUCUCUGCCUGCUACCAGUGCUAAAUCAUCCUGCCUCCCACCACUUGUGACCUGGCCACGUCUGUGGUUCAUCCCAAGGAGGGUUUCCCACGGGCUUGGCACCAUCUUCCGCUGGAUGCUAGGAUGGUGAGAACAUGCCGCUGUUCCCAUGGGCUUCCCAGAUCUGCCUGCUUGUCCCUGGGCAUCUGAACGGUACAGGCUAUAGGUUGGGGGUGGGGUGUCCCUGCAGGCUCUCGGGUCUUUUCUCCUAAUUUUGACGGUGCACCUGCAAUCUUUCCACUGUAUUUGAGGUAUUUAGACACUUUUCCUAUUUUUCGUGUUCAAACCUUCCCCCACAGUGUUCAGAAAGCUUCUCAGAGUUUCGGAACUCCCAGUGACAACCAUGGUACUUGUUUAAGCCCAGGGCUCUUCCUUCCAAACAGAGCCUUAAGGUUUGUGUUGGGACCCAGACCACAUGUGGACAGCAGCCAUGUGUCUGUCCCCAAAGGGCUGCGGACAUGAAUUUGUAUUUCCAGUGAUGUCUGCUGCCCACAUGUGUGACUUUCUUGUCAUCGAUGGUAAUCUAAGAGUAAAGUGUAUACAUUUAUUUUAUUAUAUAAAUUUAUAAGAUGUUUUAUGUUUCAUGCCUAAUUUCUAGAAAGUGCCAGAAAAUAUAUAUUAACUAUUUUGAUUUUAUGUAUGAUGAUUUAUACUCUCAAUUUGAAAAGGCACCAUAAAGCACAUAAGCUAGAUAAUUAUGAGUAGUUUUUAUUCUUUUCUCUAACAAGUAAUAUAACAUUGAAGAUUUGUAAGGACUCAGCUUUCCAAAUGGUAUUGGGAGCUCCAGAUCCAAACAUCCAGGCCACUGGUGAUACACAUGCAGUUGGCAUAAAUGUCCGUGUCGAAGUGACAGACACCACUGAGACAGUCAGUGUUAAAAAGAAGGCACACUCUGGCUUCAGACGUUUGAACUUGCUGAAGGGCUCAGACUCAUUAACGUCUAUGACAUCUCUAAGAACCUCAGUGGUGGUGGUCACCUUGCGGUACUUGCCAGUGCAGAUUGCCUGUUAGACUUUUUUUCCCUUCAUUUGACAAAAAUCAGUGGCUGAAGUAGCUCGGAUUACCAGUUCAGCCUGCUUUCGAUUCAGUCAUCUCUCUAGAUCUUCCAAGGCCAACCUUGUGAACCGCAUUCACUUUUCAGUCUUAAAGGAGCAGGCAGGAAGCCUUCCGGCACUGACGCAGACCGAGGCCAUUCCCCGCCACUGCUGUGACUUCUGACUCUAACUACGUAAUAACCAUGCUGUGUUCCCUCCUUGUGACAGAGUGUGACUGGGAGGGGGAAGUGCCCAGCUUGUGGCCUGUGUUCCCAUCCCUGUAUUCAUGAACUGACUUUGUCGCUGAUGUGUACCAGGCUUGUGGGGCUGUAAACUCUCUUAGUGGUGUCAGUCAGCCCAGUCCACCCAUGAAGAUGCCACAUAGAUAAACAGAACCACUGCCAAGCAGGUGCCUCCCCUGCCGAGGAGCAGCAGAGGGCAAGGAUCUUCCACAAACAUGGACUUCCACGGCUGUGUAUUAAUGAGUUUGACCCAAGCGUCUCCCGGGUCCCAAGGGUCCCGUUGGUACAUGGUGCUACCCCUGACACACGGCCCUCCCAGCCUGUGCUGGCCACACUGCCCUCCUUCCAGCUCAGAAGUUUGAUUGUGCUUUAUAAAAAGUCUUACUUAGCAGGGAAGCUGGUGUGGGCGCUAAAGUAUUUAACUCUUUCUUUAAAGACAAAUUGAUUAUAAACAAUCAUGUCACCUUGAAAUCUCGUCGUCAGAAUGUCCCCCGAGUUUUCAGAUAUCGUAUGCAACAUAGUCGUAAAAUAUGCACUGAAAUCGCGCUGCUGGCUUGAGCAGCGGUAACUGGGUGGUGGCGGAGAGCACCUUGAGUGUACUUCACAAGGAACUGGGCGGAGGAGCAGGCAAGGAGAACAGCUCUGCUCGGCCGAGCUCGGUACGUAGUCACUGUGUAUGUAUUGCUGUGCCAUCGCUGUUCGACCCGAUUACCCAGGGUUUCUCCACUUCAUUUUGCGUUGUUGUAACUUUUUACUCCUUUCCUUGACUCAAAGUCUGUGUUCCUGUCUGAGCGGGACAGAAGCACUUACCGCUGGCAUCCGCAGUGUGCACUGAGCACACCCAGCCUAUGUGAAAUCAUCCUUGAAGAGAAAAACAAAUCAUAAGCAUUUUUCUUUAAAUCAGAAUUAUAAUCCUGUCUAGAUUAGAAGCAGCUAUUUCUUUUUCUUUAAAUACUUUUAGAAGUCUGAAAGCAUUCUCUGCUGCUUCACGUACGUUCCAAGUGUAAACUUAGAGAGAAGCAGGCUUUCUUAUAUGAAAUGUUCAAGAAAUUCUAAAAGAAAGUCAUUUUUACAAAUAUGUUAGCUGCAUAUUUUUAAUUUGUCUUUUUCUAAAUCAUGUCGAUAAGCCUGUAAAACUUCUACAUGAUACAAUAUUCCCUGUGAGAAAAAAGUGUGUGAGUUUUCUACAGAAAAUUCAACGGAAUUGGAUUCUCCCACAGUAAAUUCUAAUUGAAUACUUAAUAACAAUAGGCCAUGAACACAGAAGUAAAGUCUCCCCCAGCAUGCCACAGUGCUUUCCUUAACUUGGUUUCCACCUGUAUAAUUAGAACACUCCCUGCCUUCACCAGCAAUAAACUAUAUGUAAUCACGUGUGUAUGUAUGUACCUAUGUAUGUAUGAUGUGUUGCUGGCUCUGGCACAGCCCUGGUACUAAUUAGGCUGUGUUCUAUUAUAUGUUUGGAAAGUUUAUCCUACUAGUGUGAUAAACUUGUGUCAUAACAACAGAAUUAAAAGAAACCAUUCUCCAUCAGUUUCAUUUGGUAAUUAUGGAAUACCUUUCUGAGAUGCUUUUAUUUAGUUUUCCCAUUGAAUACAUUCAAAUUUUAAAUCGUGUUCAUAAUUCUCCCAGUGAAAAACAAUGCUGUCUGAAGAUGCCUUUGUUAUGCUUUGACUCAAUGCACAUUCCGUCUGAGAAAAGGAAUGUAAACAGGUGUGCUACUCAGUGUGUGUCAAGGAAGAGAGGGAGCCAAAAGCAGCCACAGAGAAGCGCUGAGCCUGGCUGGCAGGCAGGGCGGCCUCCUGGUAGCCCAGACUGGUUAUCAUGUGGGGGAUCUAGUUUAUUCCUUGUGAAAAGCCGAGCAUUUCUGCAGGAGCAGCGGGUGAUGGUGGAGUACGGAGCCUGUCUUGUGAUUCCAGACUGAAGCAGGAUUUCGUAGAUGGGCAAAUGACACUAAUCCCGAUGCUCCUUGUGAUCCGGGGCGCCAUUCUUCUGAAAGUGUUGGUCUCUGGAACACCCACAGCUUAGGGCUGGCUGCUGGAAUCACAGUCUGUAAUGAUGGUUAUUUCCUGGAGACCCUGAGAGGUGUAUUACACUGAGCCAAGGGGACGUGGAAAGUGUGAUGUUGGUGCUAGUGAGUGGCUGCUGGGAAAUAGGAUUACGUGUAGACAGAGUCAAACGUGGAUUUCUUUACGGCAGCACCCGUGUCUCCUGCCUGGCCGGGGCCUGGCUGUUCCUCUGGGCAUUGUUCCUGUCAGGACAUCAGACAAGCUGAGAACACUCGUACACAAGAACUUCACUUCGAGAAGCUGGCCCAGAACCCAGGAAAAUUAGCAUUUUUAUCUGGAAUUAGGUAACAAAAUAUUAAAAAAAAACAUGGUCCAGAAGAGAAAGAACAUCUUUAUGGUUUUUAUCCUAUUUUUGCUCAUUUUCAAGUCUGUUUUAUUUUUAUAUUUUAUAUUUUAUCUCUAAAUAUUUGUAUUUUAUUGUUAUUCAAGUUCUUUUAUUUAACUGAGAAAUAUUUGUUCAGAUUCUUGUGAACAGAACAAGUCUAUUUAGAGGUGAUACUGAAGAUCAUUCCCUUUAAAUUCAUUUGUCCUCGUGCAGACUUUCCCCUUGGGUUGUCACUCACAUUCUGUGGGCUUUGUUUUAAGAGCUAGGAGCUGGGCAUGGUAGCUCAUGCCUGUAAUCCUAUAACGUGGAGAGUGGGCAGAAAGAUCUGAGUUCAAGGCCAACCUGGGCUACAUGGAAAGACCCUGUUUCUAAAUUAUUCUGGUCUCUCAGGUCAGCUUCUAUGUGUGUAAAGGUUGGUGACCGCCCCGCCUCAGACUGCUGCGCGAAGCUGGCACAGGAAAAUGCUGCCAGGUUGUCACCAACAGCCUCCCGUUUUCCAGGGGAGUCUGAAAUACAGCCUGAUGCACACACUGUCCGGGUGUCUCAUUUAAGCCCCUCCCUCGUGAGGGCAGUUGAACAUAGCAUGUCUCUUAGGUUCCCAACAGUUCAAAGGCUCCUCUUACCCAAGAAUAGUACAAAGUAACUCAAGACCCAGCUCCAUCAGCAGCUGUCUGUGGAUCUCUGUAACUGUCUGAUCGUCCAGUCCACAGAGGAGUGAAGGGGUUUUCAAAAGUGAAAAUGCUCAAACCUUGGUUUUAUAUGUGCAGAACCAUCCACACUGCCUCAGAAUCUUACAGGGUCCCGGACUCUGGCGUCUCAAGGAGGCAGAAGCACCAGGGUGUGAAGUCGUUCUUCCCGCCUCCCUUUGCUUGCUCCUGCCCGGAUAGCCAUCUGUCCAUUUGUCCAUCUGUCUCAGGGCCUCUUCCCAGCUAUCCCUCUAUGCUGUAUCUCCAGGAUGUCCUGUCUCUCCAACCAAGGAUCACCAGCCAACGUGGAACCACUGACUGUGGCUCUGGAGUGACCACCUCUAAUUCCCUGCUUCUUAGGGCUCCAAGGAAAGGUCACACAGUGACCUGGAAGCAGACAUAGAUGACCUUGCCCAUUCCUGACACAGUUCCAUGUUUUCUGUGUAAAACCCAUUGGUGAACCUGACGUAACAUUCCCUAUCACUUGGGCCUUUUCCACUUCCUUUGUAGUGUAGGCCUCUCUCUCUCUCUCUCUCUCUCUCUCUCUCUCCCUCCCUCCCUCCCUCCCUCCCUCCCUCCCUCCCUCUCCUAAAGUCAGUCUAGAAUAUCAGUUCCCUGCUACUUCACAGAGGGCUGCCACCGCCCCCAGAGGACUGUGCAACCAUUCCCAGUGUUUAUCUGGUAGAGAUGCUAUAUGGAAAAAGCCCAGAGCACUAAGUCUGGGGCUCCAAGCAUUCUGAGUAUUUUUAGUGCUUUUUUUUUUUUAAGUAUCAAAUACACAUUUGACUCUGAAGGGGGACAGAAAAUAAAACCUGAACUAAGUGUUGUGUAGCGUCCUGAUUCUGUUUGUCUCUAAAAAACAUACUGCCCCGCUCCCACCAGGCACUUGGAAUCUCUUAAAGCAGUGGUCUCAACCUUCCUAGCACUGUGACCCUUUAAUGCAGUUCCUCGUGUUGUGGUGACCCCCACCAUAAAGUUAUUUUGUUGUGACUUCGUCACAGUAGCCUUGCUCGUGUUGUGAACUGUAAUGUAAAUGUCUGAUAUGCAACCCACAGGUUGGGAACCACUGUCUCAAAUGUAAACAGUAAGUGUGUAUAAAUGAGGACAAUUAACUCACAAUUUAAACGUGUUCUUUAGAUAUUUUCUUUGUAACUCAAGAGUAAGCCAAGUUUGUGGGUAAUGUAGUAUGGUCAUUAAAUCUGUAAUCUGUAAGCCAGGAGAAGCAGCCUUUCGAGUAUAUUUUUUUCUAAAGACUGAACUGUUUCAGCUAGGAAGAUCAGCUCCUGGAAUAAAAGAACAUAACUCCCAGAGCCUUUCUAGCAGAAUGUGACACCUGUCUGCCAGUGUACCAGGGUGUUUGUUCUUGCCUAUAGUGUUUCAAUAGUUUGUGUGGGGGGAGAGCACAUUUUGCAAUUUCUUGGAAAAGUGAAUUAUGUGCUGAAUUAAAUCCUCCAGUUUAGUCUAAAGAGAGUUACUGGCUUUGGAGACAAGAGCACAGGGCUGUGGUCCCUGCUCCAUCAUCGACUUUCCUAUGUGACCUCAAGCAAUGAUUGAACUUCUCUGUGCCUCAGUUUCUCCAUAUUACAAAAUGGGGAUAAUGAUAAUCAACCACUGCCUACCUCAUAGGGAUGUUUGGGGACAAGUAGGAUGACCUAGGGAAGUGUGGAUGCUUUGCCCUCCUUGAAAGGUGCUACAGAAAUUGCGUUGCAUUGUUUUUAAUGAUCCAGUUAAUUGUAUUUAGGGUUAGAUAAUAGCAAUACUUCCUGUCGUGUUUCAGUUUGAGGCACAUUUCUACUCUUCUAUGGCCAGAUCCCGAGUUUCCAUUCAGUGAUGGUACCUAAGGAACUGACACGGGUGUGUGCUUUCUGUCUGAUGGUAAUAUGUCAAUUCUGAAUGGUCAUAAAGGCUAGACUUUAACUUGUGAUGUUUUCUAGUUUACAUGUAAUGAACCUUACUCAAGUUGUCUAUUAAAAGUAUAAUUACUUGUAAAUAACAGGUACGUUGUAAUUAAAGGCACUUAUCAACUUGUCUUUGUUCUUUUUAAA